GGAAGGAGAGACAGCACUGUGGACUCAAUCAGAUGGGGAGGUACAAAGGGGAGGGCAGACAAACAGAAGUUUGACAUACUUAAGACAAAGACCACAGCAAUUGGGAGUUGUUUUCAGCCACUGAGGAAGGAGCAUCUGUGUAAAAUUACUUUAUUACAACAGCAUAGGAGUUAGAUUUUGCAUGUGGUAAGAAAAAAGGAGACUUUGGGGCAUAAUUAAUUCACUGACAACUCUGGAUAGUAGAGAGGAGAAGCAGCAGGAGACCAGAGUUGCAGGAAGCCAACAUACCAACAUACCACCACUAAACAGAUAAGGCUUUAGGAGGGAACCUCCAAAAACACACCAAACGCUCUUCAACUUCACACAAGGAUAGGAGGCGGAAACAAAACCCUGUUUCCAGAGAGAGGAGUUGAGAGUUGAAGGGAUAAAGAGAUAACUAAAAACAUCUUUGGUAAAGUGUAAGGGGACAACGUGUGAGUGGAGGACUGACUGGCCAGAAGUGGUCUUGAGAAGAAGUGAGAAAAGCAGUAACAAUCUGGAGGACAAACACCAAGAGGUCUACCGGGCCCCACAGCACAAUCUCUCUGAUAAUCAUCACCUCACAGAAGACAUCACGCAAUGCUUGCUUCCUGACAGAUAAAACCUUUAACCUCUUUGUGAACGCAGAGCCACUGACCCUCAGAAGAGUGGAAUUUGAUGAGUUUACUAUGAGUAUGACUGGUACUCUAGAGAAGGGGGCCCACCACCAGGCAUUGGACCUGUCCGAGGAACUGCCGCCUCAUCACUACCAUCACCAUAACAACCACCACCAGCAUCUUCACAACUCCAACUCCCUGGCCUCAACCACCGCUGUGGGUGGAGACAGAGAAACACCUUCACGUGUAGUCGUACCUCCUCCUUAUUCUGCAGCGGAGAGCGGCGGUGGGGGCAGUGAUGCUCCUCUGGAGCUGCGGGGGUCCCUGGACUGCUGGGCCUGCUCGGUGCUGGUGACGGCUCAGAACCUGAUUAUUGCCACGAUAAACGCCUGCCUCGCUGGACUGGUGUUCGGGACCAUCUUGACACCGGCCAUUGUCAUGGUGGUAUUUGGCUUCCUCUGCCACUCUACAGUUCGCCCUCACGGGACAACCCCCUACUGCUCAGACCUGCUGACUGACGGAGGCUGUGUGGCUCUGCUGGUAGUGGGCUUCCUCUUGGUCACCCCUCUGCUGGUCCUGGCGCUGGCUGCAUACUGUCGCCUGGCCCGACACCUUCAGCUGGGCUUGUGCUUCAUCCCGUACAGCCGGGCCGUGUACAAGAACCUGCCGGCCACCCGGCACCGUGGCCUGGGCACAGGCUGCUGCGGCGGCCGACAUGGAACCAAUGGUAGCGGGAAGGGAAAGGUCUGGGUAUGAGAUGAAGAUGGGAGGAAAGCAUAAGGGAG
Etheostoma spectabile (orangethroat darter) is the source of this 1420-nucleotide messenger RNA. It is a transcript of the gene tmem88b, whose product is annotated as transmembrane protein 88 b. The coding region runs from base 708 to 1391 and encodes 227 amino acids. The transcript is spliced from 4 exons. The record is from RefSeq and is a predicted model, not a curated record. Lineage: Eukaryota; Metazoa; Chordata; Actinopteri; Perciformes; Percidae. Gene Ontology annotation, molecular function: PDZ domain binding. Gene Ontology annotation, cellular component: plasma membrane.